Molecule: messenger RNA, 3180 nt
Organism: Rhopilema esculentum
Lineage: Eukaryota; Metazoa; Cnidaria; Scyphozoa; Rhizostomeae; Rhizostomatidae
Product: protein DD3-3
Source: RefSeq, a predicted model, not a curated record
UAAAACGAGGCUAUGUCACUUCCUUGACUGUCAUUCCGUUGCUUUGCUGGCCAAAGUAAUCUGGAAUUUUUGAGGGAACCAUUACUCUCUUCGACAUCAUGAAACUGUUAGCCGUUUGCCUCUCGCUUCUCUUUAUUGAAUUUACCUACGGUGAUGUAUACCUACACUAUCCUCGAGGAUCGAACAACAGACUGAACGAGCGGUCAGCACAGAGGACCAAUGGAAAUAGGGCUUUCGACUCCCAGAAUAACAAUAGAGGUGGAUACAAUGUUGGAGAUAAAACAGACAAGCCAUUUAGUAAUGAGGAUGGCCAGUUUAAUGAGGUGUUUUUCAUGAGCAGUUCUCAAUCAAAGACCAGCAAAAGCCAAGGAAGAAGUUUGUUGAGCAUAGAGUGGACAAACCAGCAUGGUUGUGGAGGGAAUGAAGACACUGAUCCCCACAAGGUUAAUUGUAACCUUGUUAUCCAGUAUCUAUGCCAGCCUGAUAAGAGUUACCCAAAUGGACACAAGAUGAAGUUAAGAAAUGGUCGUACCACAGGGACACCUACAUUUCAAGGUGGACCAAAGAAUGAAAUAGUUGCUCAGACUAUUGCAAGGAGAGAUGGAAAUCUAAACAUACAGCAUGUUUUGCAAGAGCGCUGGGAGUGGUAUGAAAAAUGCAAUGUAAGAAAAAGAAAUAAAGGUCUUUUUACUGCUGAUCAAAAUCUGCGAGGAGACACAGCUAAGUAUACCAGGCAGAACCCUAAUGGAAACAGGAGAGGCUAUGAAUGCCCAGAAGAACGAGAUUACUUCCCAUAUUGGCACCCCACAGAAUGGAAGGACAUUGCCGUUCUCGCUGAGAAUGCAUCAAGAUGCUCUUUCUAUCAGAGAGAAAGUUUCAACGUCAAAUCUAAACAUGAAUGUAUGAGUAAAGACAGUGCCGGAAAAUAUAAAAUUGCCACCGAGUAUAAUAACAAGAAAGACUGCGAAGAUAACAGUGGACAGUGGAUGGAAUUUCAUAAUUUCCUAGAAAAGGCUACGCAGUACAAAACAAAGCCGUCCUGUCUCGCAGCUUCUAGUAAUAGUGUUAGGUUAAUUUGGGGUCGAGCUCUGUAUAGUACUCAAGAAGAAUGUCUUGUUGCAUUGGAUAAACCAGAGUGCAAGGAAGCAAUGUGGUCACGUGACAAUCACCUUGGUAACGGUAUGGGUGGACAGCCUCUGAGGUACACUUGGAAACUGCCUUAUUUUCCUUCUGGAGAUACCCAGAGAUGCGUUUUACGACUUAGGUAUAAUAUUUCCACUGAUGAUUACGAUCCAGUCAAGACGGAUUCAAAAUCAAAUUUGAACAGGUUGACCGGUGUGUUGUCUCCUGUUGAAAACAACCCACAAGUUGAUGUUGGCGUCAGCAAUACGCCACUCCGCCUCGCAAUGAACACGGCGCAGUAUGGUCGCACUUUCCAAGAUAGAACACAUCUGUUUCUUCUUAAAAAGCGUCCUUCCUCAAGUCUCGAUUCAAAGACAAUACAUAACUUGGGAGUUCGUGGAAAACGAGGCAACAUCGUACAGGUCUACCCAGCUGUCGAGUACGACUUCUUCCCAACAAAUCUAACGAUAAAAGAAGGGGAGUUGGUGCAUGUCCAGUGGACUGGGUCUAAUACACACAAUAAUGGGGCCCCCGGGGGCGAUGGACAGACUGGUGAUGCCGGUGAAGGAACUGGAGGGACUGAUAGAAGCAACAUUAUGGAAGUUAAAAAUCUCAAUACAAAUUACCCGGUCCCGUUUAAAAAUGCAAAAAUGUUUAAAGGAGCCAAAAUUCAUUGGUCAUCGUUUGGAGACUCGAAUUUCGUAAAGAAGCUAUCGAAUGAGGAUGUGGCGGUUACCUUUGGAAGCUCGGGAUAUUAUUUCUGCAUGAAGUCCAGCACAUGUGGAGCAAAUUCAGUAGAAAGCAAAACACCAAUGAAUAACCUAUUGAACAACGCACCAGCCUCGUUUGGAGGUAUGCUUGUAGAGUUCACAAAGGGUAUGUACCAUUACAUAUGCACUAGGAAUAACAACUUCACAAACAGAAGUCAAAAAGGAACCAUCGAGGUGAAAUAAGUCUUAAUCGAUAACGAUGAAGUAUCAAUCGUGUAUAACCUAACUCUAGAUUAAUAAUUUGUAUCAUAGACCGACAAAAUAUGAAUGAAAGGGUUUCGAGCUUUAAACUCAUCGUCGUUAUGAUUUUCUACUUCCUUUUGUCAUAUUUCAUUCUCCGUCUUUUCCCAGGUCCCUUAAAUUUCUAAGUUAAGGUAUUAUUUCCCAUUGCAUUCGUUUUGUACCAGCAUCUUCUGAACUAUCUUUAAAGGACCAUUUUCGCUUCGUAUUUUAACCACAUGUUUUGUCGGUCUUCAUGCAAUGCAGAUUUUAUAACUUUAUGAUUGCGUAUAAUUCAACAAGCUGUAUAUAAAUCGAAACUCAAUUAUUUACCAUGGUAUGAAAUAAUUUAUUUAAUUUGCUCUCUAAUGUAAUUUUGAUACUUGUAUUUUAUUUUAUACUUGUCAGUUUUUAUGCCCAUGCUAAUUAUCUUUUGUAACCCACCACAUUUCGUAUUUUGUAAGUUAUAUAUGUAUUUGCUCUAAGCGUUUUUGGCCCCUUAUAAAACCACGUCAAAACAUGAUUUAAUGUAAAGAAGAGGUACAAAAUUGCAUAUUGUUCAGAAAAUUUCAAGAUAGUAUGAAAGUCUCUAGAAUUGGCAAUUCUCAUUUUAAAGUCUCUGGUCCAUGUUAUUAUAUUUCCUCCUCCUCCAAUUUUGCUUUUAGGCAGGUUUUUUUCUAGCUGGGCAUGAAUGGACCUAGUAGAAACAAAUAGUUGAAUCGCCUUUUCGUAAUGUUUUCCUCGACAUUUAAUAUGUUUUGGGUCAUUUAUUUUGGCUAGUUACGACAUGGUAUUGAAAUUUCCUGCAAUUAUGUUUGAUGCCUUGACCGUUUUUACAAAUCGAUUAACGUGAUUUUCUGUAUUAUACUUGGACGUCUUUUCUAAAUAUGAUGAUAAAAGAUUAAAUGCUGCAAUCAGGUGCGGUAGAUGCAACAAUCAAUUUCAUCCAAUAUUCCGCACGUGUAAUGAGUCUGAUCAUCCUUAUUCCGCCUUUAACUGCAGCUGGUUCUGAUAUACUCGAUAACGUUGUUCAUUCCGAAGUUUUGUCUUAAAUCGAGAAACAACAAGA